AGUUUCCUACACACUGUUCAACCCGCAUAUUGAUCAUCAGACUCUGUUUAAAUUUUUAUUUAAUUUUAAUUACAAGACGAGCCCUGCUGUUUUGUCUGCGAAAAAUUGAAUGAAUGUCAAGACCAAACUACGUUGUAAUGUUUGUUAGUCCUUAAACACCUGUUUUUCUAUUAUAUCCAAGUACAUACAUUCACUUUCACAAGAGGAGAAUCAGAAGUCAAGUCAUAUACACCAACAAUAGAACGGAGUUCGACAAACGAAAGUUAUAACAUCCAUAUAGAUAGAUGUACAACGUCCAUAGGUAUAAUCUUCCUAUAUAUCAUCAUCAUCACAAUUUUCAUCACGUCCCGCUUUAUAUACCUUUACAAUUCAAUUUGUUUAUUUUUGAUAUAUAAAAUGUAAAGAAAAGUGUAACUAAUAACAUGGGUCGAGAUUUCUUUUUUGUGUGUGAGUAAUGAAAGCUUCUUGUCGUUUUUUUAUUCGGCAAUGCAAAGACGUGGAAGAAAUACGAAAUAAUGAAAAUCAGAUGUUAGAAAUACAUAAUGUUUUUAAAGCGACACAGCAUAAAAGAGGAAAAUUCUUUUAUGAUUUUACUCCAGGAAAAUUCAGACACUCGAAUUCCAUUUCAUCGUUUUUUUUUGUUGACGAGAUACUAUUUGAAUGGGAUUCAGCUGAUGUAUUAUUUUGGUCGCAUGGACAAACUGUACUUCACCUAAAUAUUGGUACACUUUCACUUCUCCACUGGGUUUAAAAGAAAACGAAUUUUUCCUGUACUUUUUGUCUACGCGCGCUUUUUAUUUUCUUAUGUACAACACUCGAUACGUUACGAGUUUACACAUUUCUCUAUAUCUACCAAACAACAACAACCUCCCUUGCGCACUUGCAUUUCAAAUCCCCAUGGAGCAUAUUGUACGUUUCGUAUAUAAACGUACCGACAAGCAUUUGAUAUUGUCAUUAGUUUCUCGAUACUCGUACUUGAAUUAACUGAAAAACGAUUUCAAACAAACUGCAUCCAGAUUGAUAGAGUAGAUAGAUAUGUUAGAGACGUGUCUGCAAUUUUAUCUAAAAUCAUUUUUGCUCGAACACAAAGAACGUUUAACCUAGGUGAAGUGAAGUUACGUUAACUAGUUUCGUUUAAUGGUUUGCAUGCAUAUAACAGGACAUUAAGCAUAGUCGAUCAGAGAAGAGUGAAAUUUUUGUCAGUUUCAUCAAAAAAAUAAAAUAAUUUUGACAAAUCAUUGAAACCUUCCAAACGGAUUCAACAAAUUAUGCCAAAGUGAAAAACUAAAUUCAAGAAAUUAAUAUGCCUGGCUCUUGUCAACGACUUCGUUUACCAUCACUAGCACCGUUAGUCAAACAUGAAAAGUCUGAAUUUUUAAAACGCAAAGAACAACAUCGUGUUGUUAUGAUGGGUUCAGCAAAAGUCGGCAAAUCAUCAAUAAUAUCACAAUUUUUAUAUGACAAAUAUCUAGCAAGGUAUCGCCAAACUGUAGAGGAAUUGCAUCGCGGCGAAUACGAAUUGCCCGAUGGAGAGUCACUCACCCUAGACAUAUUAGACACAUCGGGUGCAUACCAAUUUCCAGCUAUGCGAGCUUUAUCAAUUUCCACAGCUGGAGCAUUUAUCCUCGUUUAUGCCGUUGAUGAUGCCAAUUCAUGGAAAGAGGUGGAAAUGCUAAGAAAUCAGAUCAUUGAAUGCCGUGGACAUCGUGUACCCAUUGUGGUUGUGGGAAAUAAAGUGGACUUAAUGGACCGACAAAUUGAAAAGGAUUAUGUUGAAUCAAUUGUCUGUGAUGAUUGGUGUUGCGGAUAUAUGGAAUGUUCAGCCAAAGAAAAUAUCGGCAUUAUCGAAGUGUUUAAAGAGCUGCUGGUCCAGGCAAAAAUACGUUACAAUUUAAGUCCGGCUGUUCGACGAAGACGGCAAUCGCUACCAUCGUACUCAGCACAGAAUACGAAUACGAAAUUGCAUUCAACGAAAUAUUCAUUAAAACGACAUUCGUGUACCGUGGCCUAAAAAAUAUUUUUAGUUUGAAAAUCAAGUAGAAAUACUGUUUAAGGAUACAAUAAAUAUUUUGCAGUAAGAUUAUACUUAAAACUAUUAUAGUCGCAUGAAUACGAUUGGUUUAGAUAAAAAACAAAAAUUGUGUGUUCCACAAUGUUAGAGAAGUAGUUUAUACAAAAGUACUAUACAAUUUGAGAGUUAUUACGAUUCACCUUUAUUGGGUUUAAGUAAACUAACAUCAUAAUUUAUUAAAUAUUGAAAGAAAGAAA
This is a messenger RNA of Bradysia coprophila, 2268 nucleotides long. RefSeq names its product ras-related protein Rap-2b-like. NCBI's taxonomy places the organism in Eukaryota, Metazoa, Arthropoda, Insecta, Diptera, Sciaridae. Gene Ontology annotation, molecular function: GTPase activity; GTP binding. The record is from RefSeq and is a predicted model, not a curated record.